AGAUGAGUGCUUAUCAUGUCGGGCAACUGGUCGACAAAAUGUCGAAUCCGGAUAAGGAUUUCCGGUUCAUGGCUUGCAAUGAUUUGAUGAAAGAUUUGCAGACUGGAACUAUCGCUUUGGAGGACGAUUCGACUGCUAAAGUCAUUCGUGCUCUAAUCAAACUGCUCAGUGACUCAAACGGAGAAGUUCAAAAUCUUGCGAUCAAAUGUAUUGGACUCCUUGCUCAGCCAUCGAAAAUCAAAACGCAUCAUCUGGAAUAUCUCGUCGAAGAGCUCACUCCACACGUUUUUUCGAAAGCUGAACAAUCAAGAGAUAUUCAUUCUCUCACACUUAAAGCAAUGAUUCUAAAUUUGGCUCCAUCGGCUUCAAGUAAUGCAACAACUACAGUUGUCAAGAGAAUGUUGCCAAAAUUUGUGGAUUCUCUGUCGUUGUGUGCUCCAGAUGAUGCGGCUCGUGUCGAUGUUCUCGAUUUGAUUGGAGAAGUUUUGCUGAGAUUUGGUGAUGUUGUUCCCGAAAUGCACAAAGGAUCGUUGAAAGUGAUGGUAGAUCACUUGUAUUCAUUCCGUUCCGCUAUCAGAAAGAAGGCAAUCACUGGAAUCGGACAUCUUGCCUCUGUAAUCAACGGAGAGCUUUACGAUGAGCUCGUUCAAGAUUUGCUCAAAGAGCUGGCUCAACGAUCCCCUCCAUCGUCGGCUGCUCAAAAUGUGCAACUUCGUACACUUGUGAUCGCGUUGAGCACUGUCGCACGAGCCAGUGGAUCGAGAUUCUCGAAGCAUACGCCGAAAGUUGUUCCGUUCCUUCUUCAAUAUCUUCAAAUUGAUCCUGGAACCGAAUCGGAGCACGAUGAUCUACGGGAAGCUUCUAUUCAAGGAUUGGAAGUAUUUUUGUACCGGAAUCCACAGGAAGUUGUAGCUUUUGAGAAGGAAGUUAUCCAACAGCUCACUGAUGCACUGGCCUAUGAUCCGAAUUACGAGUAUGGAGAUGAUGAUGAGGAUGAGCAAAUGGAAGAUGAUGAAGAUGACGACGAAGAUGAAUACAGCGACGACGAAGACGUCACAUGGAAAGUUCGCCGCGCCGCCGCAAAAGCCAUCGAAGCAAUGAUCUCAUCACACCGGGAAUCCCUUCUCAAUCUCUCGCAAAAAAUCGGUCCAGUAGUGAUUGGACGAUUCAAAGAACGCGAAGAGACUGUCCGAACUGAAAUCAUCUCAGUCUACAUUGCCCUACUCAAUCAGAUCUCCAUUUUGGUCCCAGAUUUGCAGAAGGCCGUUGUGGCCGCCGACGAGGAUUCCAUUGAAACUGAUGAUAUUGUGGUGAUUGGUGGAACCAAAUUUUCGACGAAUUAUCUAUCACGCAGCCAGUUGGCUAUAAUUCAAUCGUUAGCUGAUCAGAAAGAUGUGCUUCUUCGUACAAUCACAAAAUCGAUGAAAAAACACCCGAAAACUGGUCCAAAAUGCAUUGAACUUCUUUCGGCCCUAAUUCGGACCUAUCCAUCAGGCCUUGAAGAUAGUCUCGAUGAUAUUAUUCCGGCUGUAUCCAACAUUUUAACCGAUAAAAAUGCGUCGGCUCAGGGAAAAAUGACUGUGCUCAGCUUCAUUUCGAAUGCCUUGACACUCAAUAAUCCGAAGAGAUUCAAGAAUUUGUUGAGCCCAUUGACCACAAUUAUGACUCAUUCAAUUUCUGAGCCAUUUUAUAAAGUCUCAGCAGAAGGCCUCGCAGUGUGCUGUAAAUAUAUUGAUGUGCUCCGUGAGCUGUCGGCUUGUGGUGGAAAUGAGGAGGCGAAGAAGUUAUUGGUCGUUGUUGAGAAGAAAUUUAUGGCUAAUGAUACUGAUCAAGAGGUUCGAGAGAGAGCUAUCUCUGCUAUUAGUAUGCUGUUGGCGGCUUUCAAGGAUGUGCUCAAGAAUGAGACCCCUGCAAUCCUGGAAAAGAUGACAGAACGCAUCGGCCGAGAUAUGACAUGUCUUGUGGCAUUCCGUGCUUCUACUCAUAUUGUUGAAGCUGGAAUUAUUUUCAGUUCAGCUCAACUUCAAUCGAUUCUUCGUCAUGUCGUCGAUUAUGUCAAGAAGAUUGCAAGAUCGCUGAGAAUGACAUGUCUCAAUUUUGUGGAGAAGCUGAUGAAACACUCGCCAGCCGGAUCGAUUCCAGUCGAAGAGCUCACUUGUGUGCUCGGAGAAAUGUCGAAUUUGAUUAGUGAAACUGAUUUACAGAUUACAAAUCAAGCAUUCUGCUGUCUUACAUAUGCUUUCCUCAAUUUCCCGACCUGCGUCUCUCUUCAUAUGCAACCAAUUCUUGAUUCUAUCAUUCGACUAUUGACUUCUCCACUUAUUCAGGGCCUUGCUCUCAAUUCCCUUCUCAAUCUGUUCACCGCCAUCGUCAAAACCGAUUUCCCCGAAAAACCGACAUUCGAAUCACUUUUAGACUCAGUGACGUCACCAGUCUACGAUAAUGUUGCUCUUUCGAGACAUGCUCAUAUGGCAAUUGCUUCGUGUGCAGCUGUCAUAACUGAAAGUACUCAAAAUCUGGAAAAAUCGAGAUCUCUCGCAAAGAAGCUUGCUCAACAACUUCAAACCGCGAAUAUGUCUGAUUCAAUUCGCCUCUUCGCAAUGAUAACUCUUGGAGAACUCGGCCGUCGUGUUCCAGACACUUAUAGUCCAGAUUUCCCAGUAAAGCCUGAAGAUUUGGCGAUUAAGGCUUUUAAUCAUCAUCAUGAAGAUCUCAAAUCAGCAGCAGCUCAAGCUCUUGGAGCAUUAGCUGUUGGAAAUUUGAAUGUAUAUCUUCCAUUUAUUCUCGAACAAAUUCGUACUCAACCAAAGAAGCAAUAUUUGCUAUUGCACGCGUUGAAAGAGGUCAUUGUUUGGGAAUCAUCUUCUGAGGAAUCUACGAAAUCAACGGAUCUAUUUAGAUCGGCAAUUGUUGAUAUUUGGGGAAUGUUGAUGGCUAAUGCUGGUGGAAAUGAGGAUGGAACGAGAAGCGUCGUCGCCGAAUGUCUUGGCCGUCUGUGCUCAUUUGAUCCAGAAUCUCUGCUUCCAAAGCUUAAAGAGAGCAUGAGAUCUUCUGAUCCAGCAAUCCGAUCGUCUGCAGUUUCUGCGAUCAAGUAUAUGAUUAAUGAUGAGAAGAGAAUUGUGGAUAUUACGCUGCAAAAGCAAAUUGGAGAUUUCUUGGCUGCUGUCCGAGAUGAAGAUCUCAAAGUUCGUCGUGUUGCUCUGGUUGUGCUCAAUUCUGCUGCUCACAACAAGCCGGCUCUUGUCAGAGAUUUGCUUCCUGAUCUGCUUCCAGCUGUCUACGAAGAGACAAAACUUCGUAAGGAGCUUAUCAAAGAAGUCGAGAUGGGACCAUUCAAGCAUCAAGUCGACGAGGGUCUUGAUCUCAGAAAAUGCGCUUUUGAGUGCAUGUUCACCCUCUUGGAAAGCUGCGUUGACAAGAUAGACAUCACUCAAUUCUCGUCAGUAAUGGAAGUUGGAUUAUCCGAUCAGAAUCAUGACGUCAAACUUCUCAACUACUUGACCCUCCAACGUGUCGCUAAUCUUGCUCCAGGACAAGUUCUCCAACGAAUCGAUCGUGUCUGUGAACCGUUGAAGACUCAAUUGAACGUUCGUCCACGUGGAAAUGCUGUUAAGCAGGAAGUUGAGAAGCUUGAAGAGCUGAAGAAGGCUGUCAUUCGUGUUGUAUACGGAUUGAAGUUGAAGCUGCCAGAAGUUGAGAGAAAUCCACAAUUUUUGGAUCUUUACAACACUAUCAAACAUACCAAAGAGUUGGAGGCUCUCGCCAACGAUGUGCUCAAGGAGUCUCAACGCGCGGUGGUCUACGACACUCCAAUGGAAACUGCAUAAUUAUAUCGUUUUUUUUUGUGUUCCCCCCGCCCGCGCCGAUAAUUCUAUAUUUUUGUGUGUAAUUAUACAUAGUUACAGUAUAUUCCCCUUUUACCCAUUUUUUUUUUCGUUUUUGUCUACCGGACUUUUGAAUUUUGCGUAAAAAAUACGGUCUCGGUACUGUAGUUUCAAACUUUUUUCUCGGCGGGAUUUUCAAUGAUUUCUCAUGGUUCCACCACAAAAGUUUUAAAUUACAGUAAUUUUUAAAGGCGCACACAUUUUUUUGCAUGCAACAAAAAUUGUCGUGCUGAGACCCGUAUUUUUCGGCCAAAUUUUCGCGUCUGGAUAAUAUCAAUUUCCCCUUUUCCCCUGGCUACUCUAUACUGUCAUCGCGAGUCGAUUUCCCCACUUUUGUGUGUAAUUGUAUUUUAUUUAUUCUUUUUUUCGCCCCCCUCGCACCUUACUUCAUCCAAAAUUUUUUGUCCGCAAAAAUUAAGAUUUUUAUCAAUCUGAAAUAUUAUCCUCGAGUUCUUCUGGUAAACUUUUUUCGCAUUUCAACUCCACCUACCAAUUCUCUGACCUUAAAAGUGCAUAGUGUAGUCUACAUUUGGGUACACCAACACAGAGCCUUAUCACGUUUUUAUGCACAUUGACCCACCCCCAGCCUCUUCCCUAAAUUUCACUUUUUAUCAGAAUUUUCAAAUUUUUUUUGUUUACUAGUUUUUUACCUAGCUUUUGGAAAAGUUGGAAUUUUAAGAAAAACGUUUUUUGAAAUUUUCAAUUUUAAUUCCAAAAUUAAAAUUCGCCCCAUAAGUGCAUCCCCAUUAAUUGAACCCCAUAAUUCAUUAGCGAUACCCCUAGUACUACAUAAAUCAACGUGAUAAAGGCCACAAUA
This is a messenger RNA of Caenorhabditis elegans, 4701 nucleotides long. RefSeq names its product Cullin-associated NEDD8-dissociated protein 1 (gene cand-1). The record is from RefSeq and is marked reviewed. The transcript has 12 exons. Gene Ontology annotation, biological process: regulation of protein modification by small protein conjugation or removal; SCF complex assembly. NCBI's taxonomy places the organism in Eukaryota, Metazoa, Nematoda, Chromadorea, Rhabditida, Rhabditidae. Gene Ontology annotation, cellular component: nucleus. The coding region runs from base 3 to 3827 and encodes 1274 amino acids.